Drosophila innubila is the source of this 1366-nucleotide messenger RNA. Its product is annotated as testis-specific serine/threonine-protein kinase 1-like. The coding region runs from base 146 to 1030 and encodes 294 amino acids. NCBI's taxonomy places the organism in Eukaryota, Metazoa, Arthropoda, Insecta, Diptera, Drosophilidae. The transcript has 2 exons. The record is from RefSeq and is a predicted model, not a curated record. Gene Ontology annotation, molecular function: ATP binding; protein serine/threonine kinase activity. Gene Ontology annotation, biological process: autophagy; peptidyl-serine phosphorylation. Gene Ontology annotation, cellular component: cytoplasm.
AACAUUUUUGGAUUGAAAUAGAAACUUUCGAUAAUUUUAUAGCAAUAGCAACAACAAAUUCCAGUUUAGAAAUAUCGACCAAUGCAAAGUUGGCAAUAGAAACCGCUACAGGAAAUAUAUAGAUUCAGCUGACUUUCAAUAAAACAUGGCCAAUCCAACAAACAAUCGCAGCUCUGAUAUUGAAGCCUUGGCUUUACAGGGCUAUAAACUAGGCCACAAAAUUGGCGAAGGAUCCUAUGCCACUGUGAUCACGGCCAGUUAUCAGGACGAAGCCGGUAAAAAUGCAGAUUUGGCCUGCAAAGUAAUUGACAAGGCCAAGGCGCCAACAGAUUUUGUGAACAAGUUCUUUCCACGCGAGCUCGAUAUUUUGACAAAGCUCGAUCAUCCGAAUAUCAUACAGAUUCACAGCAUUCUGCAGCGUGGUCUCAAGAUUUUCAUCUUUAUGCGCUAUGCCGAGAAAGGUGACUUGUUGUCGCACAUCAAAAAGACCGGAUUCAUUAAGGAACAACAGUGCAAGAUCUGGUUCUUUCAGAUGGCCAACGCCUUGAAGUAUUUGCACAACCAUGACAUUGCCCAUCGUGAUUUGAAAUGCGAGAAUAUUCUGCUAUCGGAGCACUUUAAUGUUAAAUUGGCUGACUUUGGAUUCGCCUGCUUCUGCAGCAACGAGGGUGGCAACAAGCUGGCAUCGCAGACAUAUUGCGGUUCAGCUGCUUAUGCCGCUCCAGAAGUUGUGAGUGGAAUACCCUACGAUGCACAGUUGGCCGAUGCCUGGUCCUUGGGUGUCAUUUUGUUUAUAAUGCUGAACGGCAAGAUGCCAUUCGAUGAUAGCAAUUUGAGCAAACUUCUCGAUGAUCAGCGCUGCAUGAAAUUCGCCUUUCGCCGUAAGCUCCAUGAUGUUAUUUCUCCUCAGGCAAAGGCCACAGUGGCCGUGCUCCUUGAUCCUAAUGCAGCCACUCGCUGGGAUAUGCAUGAGAUUCUCAACUGCAAUUGGGUGGCCGUGGAAAAGAAUCGAAAUGUUUGUGUCAAAUGAAAUUAAAUCAAAAAUUAAAUGAACUUGGAGUCUGCAUCGUAACAAUGUUGAUAAUCAAGCAGAAUUGUCAAAGCUCAGGGUAAUAUCUAUACUUAACUCUGAACGCGAUGACAAUCAAGUUUGUGAAUUGGAAUCCAAGAAUCAGUAAAAGCAAUUGAAUGGAUUAUCAAAUCGAUUUACGAAAUAAAACGUAAACUUCCAUUAGACUUGGAUUUUGGUCACAUAUAUUAAAUACAAUUUUGGAAAAAAAAUAAUGUUAUAAAAAUUUUAAAUAUGUUCUUAACUGUGUGAAAUUAGUUUACUAGCAAUAUUCAAUAAACCACAAUCUAAAUUAAA